AAGUCAUUAAAUGGAUUAAUGAUUUUUUCCUCUCUUUGGGCUAUUCUUGAUUUUUGUUCCUGUUGAUUUUUCUUCUUUGAUUAGGGUUUUACAGCAUAGAGAGAAAUGGGAGCAAAAGGAAAGAGAAGGAGAGAGAAGAACUACAGGGCUGCUCAUGGUGGCUACAGUGGCCUCCCUCCGCCACCCAAGCCUUCUCAACUCGAUGCUUUACCUUCCAAACUCCGCCAAAUCAUGUCUUUCUCACAACGCCCAAAUGGAGCUAAUGGGUCGUCGAAGAAUCAGAAUAACGAUGAUGGGCAUGCCCAAAAUAAGACUACUUCAAAGGACAAAGGUGAUGUUCGAACCAAAGAUGUCAAAGAGGGGAACACUAAUGAACAAUUAAAGGAGCUCCAACAUAUGGAUAAGAGUGAAGAACAACUUAUGGAAAGUGGUGCAAUUGACAAGAAAAAGAAAAAAAGAAAGAGGAAGGAGGUUAAAGAUUUGAGGUUUGAAAUGGAAGUGGAUAAAACAAGCUCCCAGUUAAAAAGAAGGGAGCGGAAGAAAAAGUAUUUGGAAGCAAAGAAGAAGAAGCACAAAAAGUCCCAUGAAGAAGAAAUGGACUUUCCUGGACAAGAAAAAAUAGAAUUUGGAGAUAUUGUACAAGCCCCACCAAAAUUAUCUGUUCCUCCAAGGGCAUUCAAGAAUGCUUCCCAAGAGAGACUUAGACUACAGGCUAUAGAAGAGUACAGGAGUCGUAAAGGAUGGACAUCAAGGCCAGGAAAUCACCUUCCACCUCCUUUCACUACGAUGGAUUCUUAAAUCGUUUAUGUUUUUUUUUUUCUGAUUAUGUGUUGAACUUAUUUGUUACAUUGUACAAUCCUUGGAAAGCCAAUUUACUAAGCUCAUAAGGUAGCUAAAUUUUGUUAGAAUAUAAGCAAUACAUCAGCUCAAACUUCUGUUGCUUUUUA
Molecule: messenger RNA, 947 nt
Organism: Vigna umbellata (rice bean)
Lineage: Eukaryota; Viridiplantae; Streptophyta; Magnoliopsida; Fabales; Fabaceae
Product: coiled-coil protein
Source: RefSeq, a predicted model, not a curated record